Molecule: messenger RNA, 495 nt
Organism: Exophiala xenobiotica
Lineage: Eukaryota; Fungi; Ascomycota; Eurotiomycetes; Chaetothyriales; Herpotrichiellaceae
Exons: 3
Coding region: 1-495 (164 amino acids)
Source: RefSeq, a predicted model, not a curated record
AUGCCUCAAACACAACCUGUAGGACCAAGAGCACCCAAAGAUGACUUCAUGAAAGCUCUUGGUCUGAGCACCACGGAUCCCCGACAUGAAGGAUAUUACCGAGCCAUGCGGGAAGAGGCAAUCACCGUCUACAACGGACUGAAUGCCGAUCGAUCCAGUCUGAUAGACGAAAAGCGUACCGACAAGUCAACAUCACCUCCAUUCUUUUGGCACCAUAUUCGUCAAGAGCGUCGUCGCCAAGCGAUCAUCGACACCUGGCAGCAUGCAAAACCCGGAACGAUUCAGCGGACCCUAUUCGAUCGAGGCGCCACGACAGGUGAACAUGCUCCGAACUGGGUGACCCUAUGGCUGUUAUACAGUGUCUUCCGAUCGAGAGAUAUUCGCAACAAUCGCAAUCGUAGAGCUGGGGAAGGUAGUAGCGGUGGAAGUCAAUCAUCAGGUGGCUCAGAUUCAGCAAUCUUCGAUCCAGCUCGAGACAAGUAUGUACGCCGCUGA